Molecule: messenger RNA, 612 nt
Organism: Cannabis sativa
Lineage: Eukaryota; Viridiplantae; Streptophyta; Magnoliopsida; Rosales; Cannabaceae
Exons: 2
Coding region: 1-612 (203 amino acids)
Molecular function (GO): RNA-DNA hybrid ribonuclease activity; nucleic acid binding
Source: RefSeq, a predicted model, not a curated record
AUGUCUCAGGGUAUAUUAGAUGGGUCUCAGGAUUACGUAGCCCGAUCCACGCUGCAACAAUGGACAGCUGCUCGUGUGGAACAGCAGGGUCCGUUGCUGGUUCUUAGUCCACAUUCGGAUCAGGUGCUGUGGAAAAAACCAGCGCUACACACUACCAAAGUAAACGUGGAUGGUGCCAUCUUUGCGGAUGAACGCAGGUACGGCUUUGGGUGCAUAGCUCGUGGGGCUGAUGGGAAGAUAAUUGAAGCUUUUUCGGGUAGCAGGUUUGGUGUUGUGGGGCCUGAGAUUGCUGAAGUUAUCGGGGUGAAGGAAGCGCUGAGUUGGAUCAAGCGUAAGGGGUGGUCGAAGGUGGAGAUUGAGACGGAUUCGCUUGUGGUGGUGCAGGCUGUCACGGGCUCAGUUCAGAUGCCUUCGCAGUUUGGUUUUUUGGUACAAGAUUGUCGUAAUUUACUUUCUUGUAUUAGUCAUGUGUCUUUACACUUUGUUAAACGGUCUGCUAAUAGGGCGGCUCAUUGCCUUGCUAGAGCGUCUUGUUACCAUUUAGAUCGUAUUGUUAGUGAGCAUACUGCUCCUCUUGAACUCAAGUCUAUUGUUGAUGUUGAAUGUUUAUGA